AUGGUCGGAUCGUUGUUGAGCUACAUCGGGCUCGGCGGCGCUGCGCCAGCAUCACCAUCAGAGAACAGUGCCGUUCGUGCUCUGCCGGGCAACUGGUACACUUCAGAAGAGAUGUACCAGCUAGAGAGACGUGCCAUCUUCUCCCGCCGGUGGCUCAUCCUCACACACAAGUCCAGGCUUUCGAAGCCCGGUGACUGGCUGCGCUACAACUGUGCCAACUACGACUUUGUCGUCUCCAAGGACCGAAACGGCGAGAUCCACGCUUUCCACAAUGUGUGCAGGCACCGGGCAUAUCCUGUCGUUGAACAAGAGGAGGGCAACUCCAAGAUUCUCUCAUGCAAGUACCACGGAUGGUCAUACGGUCUGAAUGGCAAGCUCGCAAAGGCUCCCGGGUACCAGGAUCUCGAUGGCUUUGACAAGACCAAGAACGGUCUCCUCCCAAUCCACGUCCACAUCGAUCCCAAUGGGUUCGUCUACGUCAACAUGGACUCAAAGAAGGUGCCCGAUGUGUCUUGGGACGAGCAGUUUGAAGGUACCGAUCAGCAAGAGCGAUUCAAGCAGUUUGACUUUGACGACUACGAAUUCGACCACUCAUACUCCAUGGAGGGCGACUUCAACUGGAAGAUCCUCGCCGACAACUUCAACGAGUGCUACCACUGCAAGACAACACACCCCGACUUGCCUGCCAUUGCCAACCUCGAGACAUACGACGUCCAAUGCUCAGCGGAUCACAUCGACCACGAUCCCAAGAGCAAUCCGGAUCAGGUCAAGCAGGGUCUCAACAUCUGCUCCACGUACCUGUUCCCUCACUCCUCCUACACCGUCAGCCCGCACUUUAUGUUUAUGCAAAAAUUCAUGCCAUCCGGCCCCAGCAAGAGCGUCAUGUACUACGAAGUGUGGAAGAAUCGCGACAGCACGCGCGAGGAAUUCGACCGGCUGAACCUAGUGUACAAGCGCGUCAUGGCCGAGGACAAGGUGCUGUGCGAGCGCGCGCAGAGGAACAUCAACGCCGGCGUCUUCGUCAACGGCGAGCUGCACCCGCACUUGGAGAAGGGCCCGCUGUUCUUUCAGAAGCGGUGUCGCGAGAUUGUCAUGGAGCAUGCGAAGCGCGAAAAGGCCGGUGGGAAGCAGAUCUGGCCCGCGAAGCAGGCGCUGGAGAAGGAGGGGAACAGUGCGGUUAGCAAUGAGGAUGUUGAUUUCUGCGAGGGGCUGGCGUGUGGGAGCGAUGGCGAUAAGAGCGAGUUGGCAUGGUAG
Molecule: messenger RNA, 1254 nt
Organism: Ascochyta rabiei
Lineage: Eukaryota; Fungi; Ascomycota; Dothideomycetes; Pleosporales; Didymellaceae
Exons: 2
Coding region: 1-1254 (417 amino acids)
Molecular function (GO): 2 iron, 2 sulfur cluster binding; iron ion binding
Source: RefSeq, a predicted model, not a curated record